AUGACUCUCGGCAAAACUUCUUACGAUGAUAAGCAAGGGUCCAAGUACGGCAUGUUGGCUCGAUUGGCAGUGGAAGCAGGUUUCGACUGGGUCUACUACGAAUCCCGGUCUCACAUUCACUGUUCUGUCAAAUCAGGUGCCAUUUUGAUGUCUAGCCACCAAGCAGAUUACAGGCCAAAAAUGUCCCAUUUGGUAGCCAUACAACAUCCUCAAAAAUUGGCAGGGAGGAUUUCAAGCAUGUUCUAUGGAAUGGGGUAG
Notodromas monacha is the source of this 258-nucleotide messenger RNA. NCBI's taxonomy places the organism in Eukaryota, Metazoa, Arthropoda, Ostracoda, Podocopida, Cyprididae. The record is from the annotation of a GenBank genome assembly.